UUUGCUGCUCAUCGCAGCUCUCUCCUGCGAUCACAAUAUUCAUGUUCCUACUAAUUUCUUAUAUUCCAAGCCAGAUUUCACAGAAAAUAAAACAAAAAGGAAGGUUGACUAAUGGCGGAGGAUGAGGAUCCUCCGCCUAGAAAUCAUUUCCCGGAAUUAAAUUCUGACAAAUCGGGCGAGGAUUGUUGUAGCUCGUUAUAUGUUCGUGAACUGGAUGCGCGAGAUCCUUCAGGAUUCUGGAGAUUGAUUUAUCUGUGGACUGUAAGCUUCUGAGGAUUCAAAGGAAUCGAUGUCGACUGAGAUAAAACUAGAAUCAAUUAUCUAUCAUGAUGCUAAGGAACCAGAUUAUGGCCCUUUAAAUGGAAAGUCAGCAUUUGCUGAAAGAUUCAAUGUGUUACACAAAACACAUGCAUCAAGUGACAGGUUUUUCAAAGAUAAUAGAGCACUAAGUGAUGGUGUCAAUCCUAUGUUUAAUGGAGAAGGAAAAAGAGAAUAUGGAUCUCAAAGAAAAUCCGGGCCCCUUGUUUCUGGAGCAGCAUAUUGUCUUUCUUCCUGCGCCAUGAUCCUAAUGAACAAAGUUGUUCUUUCAAGUUAUUCUUUUAGUGCUGGUAUUUCAUUGAUGUUUUACCAGAAUCUUAUCAGUACUGCUGUAAUUGUUAUAUUGGGUUUCUCUGGAGCAGUUUCACUAGAGAAACUCAAUUGGAAGCUAAUCAAGGUUUGGAUCCCUGUUAAUUUGAUCUUCAUUGGCAUGCUCAUAUCAGGAAUGUAUAGUUUGAAAUACAUAAAUGUUGCAAUGGUGACCAUUCUGAAGAAUGUCACAAAUAUUUUAACAGCAAUAGGAGAGUAUUAUGUUUUCCGGAAGAGACAGAAGCAGCAAGUUUGGACAGCCAUGUUUCUUAUGAUUAUAUCAGCCAUAUCUGGAGGCAUAACAGAUCUCUCUUUUGACUCUACUGGUUAUGCAUGGCAGUCACUUAAUUGUGUCCUAACUGCAAGCUACUCGCUCACACUGAGACGCAUCAUGGACAGAGCCAAGCAAUUGACAAAAUCUGGAUCUCUUAACGAAGCUUCAAUGGUGCUGUUGAACAAUGCAUUAUCUUUACCAUUUGCCAUCGGCUUAAUUCUCCUGUUCGACGAAUGGGAGUACGUAAUGAAUGCCGAAGUAGUUAGGACGCCAAUGUUUUGGGUUGCUGCAACAGCUAGUGGACUACUAGGGCUUGCCAUUAGCUUCACAUCAAUGUGGUUUUUGAAUCAAACUGGCCCAACAACUUACAGUCUUGUGGGUUCCUUAAACAAGAUUCCCAUAUCUAUCAGUGGCCUUGUGUUGUUCAAGGUCCCCCUGAGUCUUCCCAAUUUGUUCAGCAUACUUUUCGGCCUGCUUGCCGGAGUCCUUUUCGCAAGGGCCAAAAUGUCGUAACUGGAGCAAAUGUUUGUCAUCUGCAAUGGCCAAAAGAUUUGCAGAAAAGUUCCCAAUACAGUGCUGAUUUCUGCCAUAAAGUGGGGGAAAACAUUCAAACUAAAUUAGUAGCGAGAGCGUGUGGACUAUGGUUCAAGAUUUAUAUAUAUAAUUAGGAUCGAAAAAGAAAUAGUAGCGAGAGCGUGUGGACUAAUCUCAUCUGCCUAUAUAUAUAUGUGCUGAAAGCUUGUAGGAUCUUAUGGUUCAAGAUUUACUAAGAUGAAAAUGGAUGGGCAACUCAAUCAUGUAGGCAGCACAUUCUCUUUUGGUUUCUGUUCAAUUUUCUGUAGUAUGAUGAGAUUGUAAGUAUACCAUUGUAUACGUUUUUGUUUUUCUUUUACAUCUUUUU
Ipomoea nil (Japanese morning glory) is the source of this 1802-nucleotide messenger RNA. RefSeq names its product GDP-mannose transporter GONST2-like. The coding region runs from base 290 to 1414 and encodes 374 amino acids. Gene Ontology annotation, cellular component: Golgi apparatus. Gene Ontology annotation, molecular function: antiporter activity; GDP-mannose transmembrane transporter activity. The record is from RefSeq and is a predicted model, not a curated record. The transcript has 11 exons. NCBI's taxonomy places the organism in Eukaryota, Viridiplantae, Streptophyta, Magnoliopsida, Solanales, Convolvulaceae.